UCAUCUUUCUUCCUGUCUGGUUCUACUCUUCUCUUCAUGGGCUGCUCCAUUUCUAGAAUUGACCAGCUCCCUGCAGUGUCUCUAUGCCAUGACCGAUGUAAGUUCGUUGAAGAAGCUCUGUACCAAAGCUAUGCCCUCGCCGAUGCUCAUGUUGCUUACAUGCACUCCCUCAAGUCCCUCGGCCCUGCAUUUCACCGCUUCUUUGAUGAAGCCCUCAUCAAUAACCAGUCUGACUCUCAAUCUAAUGGCGAUUCCGCGGCUGUUACCAAACUCAGUAAACCCUCUUCGCCUGAUAUUUUCUGUCCCUCAAGUUCUACAAACUCGGAGACUUCUCACAUUGAUUUCCGUUCUGAUUCAGAAGAUGAAGAAUUUAAAGACAACAAAGAUCUUGAUUCGCUUCAUGGAGUCCAUAAAAGUCAGUUUAAUCCGUAUUCUUAUGAUCAUCUUGACGAUAAUGAGUACGAUUACCCAGCUUGGAAAACUCCUCCACCUCCGGCUCCAAGUAGUUCAGCCUGGGAUUUCUUGAAUUUCUUUGAAACAUACGAGAGAUAUGAGUUACCGACCAAGGAUAAGGAAUUUGUGAAUGGAAUUCGUUUAGAAGGUAAAUGUGGUAAAAAUGGAGAAGAAGAUAGGAGGGAAGCAGAGAAAGGUAAUAAUGUGAAGCAGAAGAAGGAGGCUAAAGUGGUAGAAGAAAAGAAAGUUGAACAUGUGAAAGAGGAAAGUAAAGAGAGUAAAGAUUUAGGCCAUCAGGCUAAAAUCCAAAGUGUCUUGGAGGUUAUGAAAGGAGUAGAGGUUUUGUUUGACAAAGCUGCAGAGUCAGGAAAUGAAGUCUUGAAAAUAUUUGAUGCAGGGAAAUUCAGAUAUUAUUACAAAAAUUCUGUUUAUCAAGAAGUUUCUUCCAAGAUGUUGCACACUGUUACUCCGUCUUUUUCAGAGAAGAAUGGUUCUGUUCAUGGGGACUUUGAUGAGGAUUUGGGGAUAAUUUCUGUGAAUCUGUCUUCUACUCUUAGAAAGCUGUGCUUGUGGGAGAAGAAACUCUAUCAUGAAGUCAAGGCUGAGGAAAAAUUGCGUCUCCUUCUUGCGAAGAACUGUGGGCAGAUGAACAUGUUGGGUGAGAAAGGCGCUGAUGCCAAUAAAGUUAACUCCACUCAACCUUUACUCCGGAUGCUAUCUACGAAGAUCACAGUUGCAAUUCAAGUUAUUGACAAGAUAUCAAUUACCAUCAGUAAAUUGAGGGAUGAAGAGUUGUGGCCACUGAUCAGUGACUUGAUUGAGAAGUUACUGGAUAUGUGGAAAGUUAUGUUAGAAUGCCACAGAUGUCAGUCCCAGGCAGUUGUCGAAACCAGGAGUUUGGAUGCCGUUGCUUCCAAUGUGAAGUUUAGUGAUGCCUAUCUUGAAGCAGCAAUACAGCUCAAGAUUGAGCUACAAAACUGGAAUCUAAGCUUUUCCAAUUGGAUCGAUGCACAAAGAGGCUACGUCAGAGCAUUGAAUGGUUGGCUUCUGAGGUGUCUUCCAUCUGAACUUGAAGAAACUCUAGACGCUGUGCCACCAUUCUCCCCUAGUAGGACAGGAGCACCUCCGGUGUUUGCGUUCUGUAACCUGUGGUCACUUGCCAUUGACAGGGUCUCAGAGAUGGAGGUAAUUUAUGCAAUGAAUGGAUUGUUCGAUAGUGCAAAUCAGUUCCUGGAACGACAUCAUGAUUACCUACAGCAAAGACUGACUACAGACAAGGACAUGGCGAAGAAAAUGAAGACCUUGGAGAGGGAGGGGCAAAGGUUGCAAAAGGUGAUUCAAGCUCGAGGGAAGACGUUUCAAGCCAGUAGAGCUGUACAUCGAAGCGAAAUGACCGAUAAUAGUAGUCUUCAGUUUGGUCUGAGACAAAUUUUUGUAGCCAUAGAGCAGUUCUCUGCCGAUACCAUGCACGGUUAUGAGGAGCUUCAUGUGCACAUUGAACAUAGUAGACUCGGUCAAGAGAAUCCAGCAGCUCCUUAAUUAUUCACCAAUAAUCAGGCAUUACAUAUAUCUGUGAAUUUAUUCCCUUCCUGGAUUCGACGAGGCUGGCCUAUGGAUUCAUUCUUUCCAUCCUUUGCUCAUUUCACCUCCUCAACAGUGGAUAGUUGUGAUACUAUGUGCAAUAACAAGUAGGGCAUUCGAGCUGCGGUUUUUGAGCUACAAAUGUGACAUGCUGUGGUUCAGCUCAGCCUCCGUUGAGGCAUGAUUGCAGUUUUGAUCAGAUGCAAGUGUAAUAUUGUCAGGUUUUUUGAACAUCCACUUAGGUAUCCUUGAUUGUCUUUGUUGUGUUUUUUGGGACAUAUAUGCCCUGCUGUGUUUGACACUCUGCAGUUUCAACAGUAUCAUUUUGAAGCUUAACCUGUCAGGAUCGUUCUGGGCUUCCCCGUUGGGUUAUACUAGCUGUUCCUUUAGCAGUACAUAGGAAUCUUCUUGUAAAUUUGUUUUGAGGUCAGCAAAACGUUUUUCUCUGUCCGGGCUAUCCAGAGAGCAAGUGCUUUCCUGAUUUAAAUUCGAGUUUGUUUUUUGUAAUUUAUUUAUUGAUUAAUUCGACAGCAUGGAUUUGCAUCUUUGAU
This is a messenger RNA of Populus euphratica (Euphrates poplar), 2585 nucleotides long. RefSeq lists its product as uncharacterized. Lineage: Eukaryota; Viridiplantae; Streptophyta; Magnoliopsida; Malpighiales; Salicaceae. The record is from RefSeq and is a predicted model, not a curated record. Bases 37 to 1992 code for a protein of 651 amino acids. The transcript is spliced from 5 exons.